Molecule: messenger RNA, 3539 nt
Organism: Gymnogyps californianus (California condor)
Lineage: Eukaryota; Metazoa; Chordata; Aves; Accipitriformes; Cathartidae
Gene: TNFAIP2
Product: TNF alpha induced protein 2
Exons: 12
Coding region: 32-2107 (691 amino acids)
Biological process (GO): exocytosis; exocyst localization
Cellular component (GO): exocyst
Molecular function (GO): SNARE binding
Source: RefSeq, a predicted model, not a curated record
GCCCGGGAGCCGAAGCAGAGCUAGAAGGAAAAUGAUGAAAAUGUUACCUUUUUUCCAAAGUGGUCCUAUUGGAAUACGCAAUGGAUCAGAGGGUUGCAUUGGUGCAAACAGGCAGCUUGAAAACCCUUCAACAUCAGUAGCUGAGCAAGUCCCUGCGUGUCCUGAACCUUCUGGAAACGAGAUCUGGUCCAGGGACCAGGAGAAGAUGAGUGAAAGGCCAGAGGCAGCCUGCAGACCCUCACGUGCAUCUUCCAUCACGAGCACUGGGAGCUGCACCUCUGCUGGGGACAGCCCUGAAAAGGGGAAGAAAGGAAUAAAGGGAAUCCUUACGAGUGCACUUAAGAAAAUGAAAAAGAUCAAGCCACCCAGUGUCAAACAAGUCAUGGAUCUCCUUGAAGAGAAGAAGCUUUGUGACGCUGCUCAGCAUCUGAUUGUCCUGGAGAAGAGCCUGUGUAGCAAAAGUGAGGAGGGACUGAACACCAGCCAGCAAGAUGUCGAGUCCGUCUACGAAGUUCUGAAGCACAAAGUCUUCAGCAUCUUGAAAGACUCCAUACUGCUAGCGAAAACAAACCCAGAACUGCUGCAGCAGGCAGUAGAAGCACUGAAAGAGCAGGAGAAAGAAGAUCAGAACUACACGUCAGAGAAUCCCCCUGACCAAAACAUGCAAUUUAGACCUAGAAAAUGGAAAGAGCUUUGGAUGGCUACAGUAAAGGAGUCGGUAGAGACUCGAAUGAAAGACACGAGCCGUACUCCUAGAACUGAGAACCUCUCUACAGUUGGCCAGAACCUCCUGCACAUGGGAAAGACAAUGAAAGAAGAUUUGACAGUAGUUGUAAAGUACAUUAAACAGCUUUAUCCUCCUGAGUUUAAUGUGUUCAGCACAUAUGCAGAACUCUACCACAAUUAUUUUGCCUCCCAGGCGAAGAAAAAUGCUGAAUCUCAUCUGGAAGACAAGGAUAUCUACCUCCUCCUCUCAUGGGUGCAUAACAUUUAUCCAAAAGAUAUGAGAAAAGAUCAUAUUUUAGCAGAGGAGUUGGAAAAAGUUAUGCUUGGAAGCCUUUUGCCAUCAAGUCUGAGCAAAGAGCUUGAAAAGAAAUACCUUGACAGUGAAGAGGCUACUAUCAAAAAUUCACUGAGCAAAUGUUUAGAUAAAGAAAUCCAAAGAUGGAAAGAAGACAAAGAACCAGAGAAACUAAACGGGCAUUUUCAGAGUGAACUACUAGCAAUAUUUGUUAUCCAGAGUAUCUACAGCGGCCAGAAGCGAGCCAAGGACAUCAGCGUAGCAGUGGGCGAGGAGCUGUCGCAUCGCCUGUCGAAGGAGCUGCCUGCCUUCCUGAAAAGCUACAAGGAUGCUUUUGAAGACUUUAAGGAGAAAAGCAAGAAGCACAGAUACUACAAGCCUAUACUGAUUGCAAAUAUUAACAACUGCUGGAAUUUUAGAGACUACGCAGAGAAAAACAUGGCAGAAAAGGACGACAAUAAAGCCAGUAUCCUCAGCACCCUCAGCGACAUUGAAAACAGUGGCUUUGACGUGCUGCUUCAGCAGCUGUUUGCUCAGCUGAAGCCAAUUUUUAAGAAGUUUACAGAAAAUAAGUGGGACUGCAGCAAUGAAAUUAUGAACGAGAUCAUUAAAACCACCAGCAAACAUAUUUCAGACUUCCGGACCCUAAAGGACCCUUUCUACCAUGCUAUCAUGGAGAAGAUCCAUGCCUGUUUGGUUAAAGAGUACAUCGUGAGGCUGCUGAAGAGGAAAGUCGGCCUGAAAACUCCAGUGCAACAGCAAAACCUGGCCCAAAACAUCUCCAAGAACGCUGCCGACCUGGAAGCCUUCUGCACCAGCAAUGGGUCUCAAGCCACAUGGCUGAAUUCGGCGCUCCCCAAACUGGCUGAAAUAAUCCGACUUCAGGAUUUAGGUGCUAUUAAAAUUGAAGUUGCAACACUCGCCACGACAUACCCAGAUAUCCGCAAAAGGCAUCUGGAAGCAUUCCUGUACAUCAAAGCCAAUUUGUCACGCAGCGAACUCAAAAGCAUCCUGGGCUACUUGGCAGACAGCACAGCAUCCACGCCGCCCAGGGCCCCGCUCUUCUCCAACAUAAACGUGUCCUAGGCCAAGCACCCCUUGGCACCUGCCUUGUGCCGGACUGUGGGCUAAGCCAGGGAUGGAGACCACCCCCUGGAGCGAUGCACAGCGCACACUGCCGCCUUUUCCUACGGAAAGUACUUUGUCCUAAUCUGGUGCUCAGCAUCUCUAUGGGAAUCACUGUCCUCCACGCACAGCUGGGAAAAGGGGGCACCCAUGGGGGGAGCAGUGCUUGCAAGGACCAGGGCUCCUCCUCGCAGCAGUCAGAGACUCCCUCCAAGGUCUCCUAGGUGCCACGACGUUCUCUGCCCGGACACUGCCCUGGUGCUCUGACCUCCGUCUACCUCACAGGGUGCCGCGAAGGCCACGUCACUGACUCCCCAGCUAGCCCAGACUGAGCAGGCACCUCCUGUGUAGCUUUUUGUCUUCUAAGGAAACGAAGGGAAACAAAAACUGAAGCCAAAAUUUAGAGAUGUUGGAAAAGUCCCACGUGAGCAUGCUUGCACCCCAUCUGCCUUCCUCUGAGCCGGGCAGGGGCAGCUACAUUAGGCUGAUGGGAGAGGCACCAGGUUUUGGGUCAGGAGAAGCUGUUGCUCAGCCAUGGCAGGACUCUGGCUGUCCUGCUGCGCUGCAGCACCCCCAGACCUGGGGCUUGGAGUGGCCCCGGCUGCACGCUCUGCCCCACGCAGCAGCAUUGCCCAGAGGCAUCGGGGUUUCCGAACCGGCCCCGGAGAGCCCUGGCUGGCCCCACAGCAGCAGUCCAGUGUGUGCUUCCUUCACCUCCGUGAGGUGGGAGCACCUGACCCCCCCCGGCAGCUGCCAGCCCCUCUGCAGUGGCCCCGUCCAGUGCGUCUGCACUGGAGUGGCACCCUGCUAACGGAGAGUUAGGAGCAAGCUGCCUAUUGGAAUGGAUCAUGUGGGCUAAGCCCCGGCAUCUAGUAAAGCACUUUGGAUGUUGCUUAAGCCUUCCCUAUUGAGGCAACGACUUUUCCAGACCCCAUUAACAUCAUGGGCUUUGAAUGGGUGGUAGAACUGGUCUCAAAUGCCAGUAAAACAUGCUGAGCACCCUAUAUGCAUCACCGUUUCCUUGCUCACUCUUUCCCCUCUUGCUGUGAGGUAGACAUGAUGUGAAAACACAAAUGGGUCUGUUGUGAAACCAUGCUUUGUUUUAGAGCCCAGGUUUUUGGGAAGUGAAUCACUUGCCAAAACAACAAUGUGUUUAGUUGAAGACCUUUCCCUUCUGUUUUUCUCUAUUGCAACUUCUGCAUCAGGCUGUAGAAAGUCAGUCCGGAAGGAAGACGCAUAAUGACUGUGCAAACCAUGUAAUGUAUUUAUAUGCAUAUGCAGUAUACCAUUGGUGUAUUUUUGCAUCCAAUUUUAUUUUUUCUCAGUUAGAGAUUUCAUUUGCAAUGUUUAUAUUUAAACAGUAUUCAAAUAUGCUAGAAAAGUGACUCAUUUA